This is a messenger RNA of Solanum lycopersicum (tomato), 4970 nucleotides long. NCBI's taxonomy places the organism in Eukaryota, Viridiplantae, Streptophyta, Magnoliopsida, Solanales, Solanaceae. The record is from RefSeq and is a predicted model, not a curated record.
CCACAAAAAGCACUCGAAAAUAGGCGAAGAUUUCGAAAAUUCCCAUUUCUCAGCGUACAGUUUCUCGUCACGAUGAUUGUCGCAUCGAUUCAUCGAUCAUUCCAUGAAAUCAAAAUCAAUAUCUCUUACGCCGAUCAAUUAAUUAAAUACCUUCUCCGUCCAUCACUUUAUUAUUACCGUUCCGACACCGGCGAUUUUCGAUUUUCUGGAAUUUUCACAAUUUAUGCGACCACAUAACUUCAUUUCCUUUUUUGCUCAAUGGAAAUGCAAAAUUAAUUAGCUCUUUCUCGGAUAUAAAUGGGCAUUCCAGUAAAUAUUACUGUAGGUUCUCAUGUGUGGAUUGAGGACCCAUCAGUUGCUUGGAUUGAUGCACAAGUAUCGGAGGUUAAUGGACAGGAAGUUCAGGUUCAGACAUCUGAUGGGAGGACGGUUGUAGCAACUUUAUCAAAAACUCACCCCAAGGAUGAAGAUGCUCCAGAUGGAGGAGUGGAUGACAUGACUGAACUUUCAUAUUUGCAUGAGCCUGGAGUCUUACAUAAUUUGGCAACAAGAUAUCAACUCAACGAAAUCUAUACUUAUACUGGAAGUAUUCUUAUAGCCAUUAAUCCGUUCCAAAAGUUGCCUGAUUUAUAUGAUGGUCGCAUGAUGGCAAAAUACAAAGGAGUACAACUCGGCAAACUAAGUCCUCAUGUCUUUGCUAUAGCUGACGCUGCUUACAGGGCGAUGAUCAACGAGGGUAAAAGCAAUUCUAUACUGGUUAGUGGUGAAAGUGGUGCUGGUAAGACUGAAACUACGAAAAUGCUUAUGCGAUAUCUUGCCUAUUUAGGCGGCCAUAAGGGCACUCAGAAACGGACUGUGGAACAGCAAGUACUGGAGUCAAAUCCAGUACUUGAAGCAUUUGGCAAUGCCAAAACAGUUAGAAAUAACAAUUCAAGUCGUUUCGGUAAAUUUGUGGAGAUUCAGUUUGACAAGAAUGGAAGAAUAUCUGGAGCAGCUAUUAGAACGUAUCUUCUUGAAAGAUCUCGAGUUUGCCAAGUUUCAGACCCUGAACGGAACUAUCACUGUUUCUACCUUCUAUGUGCAGCACCACAGGAGGAGAUCAAAAGGUACAAGUUGGGGGAUCCCAAAUCAUUUCGCUAUCUCAACCAAUCAAAUUGCUAUGAACUAGUAGGUGUUAAUGAUGCCCAUGACUAUCUUGAGAUAAGGAGGGCAAUGGAUAUUGUUGGAAUUAGCGAGAAAGAGCAGGAAGCAAUUUUUAGUGUUGUGGCUUCUGUUCUUCAUCUUGGUAAUAUAGAAUUCGAAAAGGGCAAUGAAGUUGAUUCAUCAGUUGUCAAAGAUGACAAAUCUAGGUUUCAUCUUCAAACUACUGCAGAGCUUCUGAUGUGUGAUGUUACUUCACUGGAGGAUGCCCUAUUAAGACGUGUAAUGGUCACUCCUGAAGAAGUUAUAAAGAGAAGUCUUGAUCCUGAAGCUGCAGCAGUAAGCAGAGAUGGAUUAGCUAAAACACUAUAUUCUCGCUUAUUUGACUGGUUGGUAGACAAAAUAAAUAACUCGAUUGGACAAGAUCCUCACUCAAAAUCUCUAAUUGGUGUUCUUGACAUUUAUGGGUUUGAAAGUUUCAAAAGUAAUAGUUUUGAACAAUUCUGCAUUAAUUAUACUAAUGAGAAGCUGCAGCAACAUUUUAACCAGCACAUGUUCAAGACGGAGCAGGAGGAAUACACUAAGGAAGAGAUAGACUGGAGCUAUAUAGAAUUCGUGGACAACCAGGAUGUUUUAGAUCUUAUUGAAAAGAAACCUGGAGGCAUCAUUGCUCUUCUUGAUGAAGCCUGUAUGUUCCCCAAGUCAACUCAUGAAACAUUCUCACAGAAGCUUUAUCAGAUAUUCAAGACCAACAAACGCUUUGUCAAACCAAAAUUGUCCCGCACUGAUUUUACCAUUUCUCAUUAUGCUGGAGAGGUUCAAUACCAGUCUGAUCAGUUUUUAGAUAAGAACAAAGACUAUGUCGUUCCUGAGCAUCAGGAUUUGUUAAGUGCUUCUAAAUGCCCAUUUGUAGUGGGCCUUUUUCCUCCUGUUGCUGAGGAGUCAACUAAAUCUUCAUCCAAAUCUUCCAAGUUCUCAUCUAUUGGUUCUCGCUUCAAGUUACAACUCCAAUCAUUGAUGGAAACUCUGAAUUCUACAGAACCUCAUUACAUUAGAUGUGUGAAGCCUAACAGUCUUCUGAAACCGGCAAUAUUUGAGAACAUUAACAUUAUGCAGCAGCUACGUUGUGGUGGUGUUUUAGAGGCAAUUAGAAUUAGUUGUGCGGGCUAUCCCACGCAUAAGACAUUCUCUGAGUUUAUCAAUCGAUUUGGUGUUCUUGCUCCAGAGGUGUUCCAAGAGCAGGAUGAUGAAAAAGUUGUGUGCAAAAAGAUAUUAGAAAAGAUAGGGCUUGCUGGUUAUCAGAUUGGACAAACAAAGAUUUUUUUGAGAUCAGGGCAGAUGGCAGAGCUAGAUGCACACAGAGCACUAAAGCUAACCUCUGCAGUUAAGACAAUACAAAAGGAAACUAGAUGUCAUAUUUCUAGGAGAGAUUAUGCUUCUUUGCAGAAGGUGGCAAUUUGCUUACAAUCCUUGUGUCGAGCAAGGAUUGCUGUCAAAUCAUAUGUUGCCUUGAAAAGAGAGGCCGCUUCUCUCAAAAUCCAGACAAAGUUGCGUGGACACUUAGCCAGAAAAUCCUACACCAAACUUAAAUUAGCAGUCAUUGCUCUUCAGACUGGAAUUCGAGUGGCAGCAGCACGAGCUAAAUUCAGAUAUGAAAAACGAACCAAGGGAGCUCUGAUUAUACAGGCCUAUGAGCGUCGUCACAAAGUCCAUUCAUACUACAAGAAACUCAUAUGGGCAUCAAUUUUUACACAAUGCAGAUGGAGGGGAAUUGUUGCAAGGAGAGAGCUUCGCAAACUAAAAAUGGCUUCAAAAGAAACAGGUGCACUUAUAGAGGCAAAGGAUAAGCUUGAAAAACAGGUGGAAGAACUUAGAUUGCAGUUGCAGAUGGAGAAACGUCUAAGGAUGGACUUGGAAAAGGCAAAGGAUCAGGAAAUAGCAAAAUUGCAGAAUUCAAUGCGAGACAUGCAAAGCAAACUGAGCGAAACAGAUACACUACCCAUCAGGGAAUAUGAGGCUGCUCCAAAAGCAGUUGAAGAAGACUCUUUGAUUGUUGAUAAGAAACCAAUUCUUGUGGAGGAUGAAGAAAUCAUUGAAUCUUUAACUGCAGAGUUGAAAACUUUAAAGGUGUUAUAUCAAAAAGAAAAGCAACGCGCUGAUGAUUCUGAGAGGAAAUGUGCUGAAGUUCAAGAAUCAAGUAAAGAGAAGUGCCGGAAGUUGGAAGAAACUGAAAGAAAAGUUCAACAACUUCAGGAUUCAGUUAACAGGAUGAUUUACAGUAUAUCAGAUCAAUUCUCAGAGCUGAAAAUGAUAUUACAUCCUUCUUCCGGCCAGAGUUCAGCUUCGGGACUCAUUUCUAGAGGUUAUCCUGAUGAUGCUACAUCUGCUUCAGCUGAUGCUACGUGUACCAACUCUGACUUUACAUUUCCAGCUCCUGGUUCAACUCCAACCCAAUUUUCUUCUCCAGAUUCUCGUGCUUUUCAGCUUAUAGUUCAGGAUCUGGCAGCAGCUGAUAUCUCAGGUUCUGGAAAUUGGGAAAAUGACCGGGACGGGAUAUUUGAUGACUUCUUCUGAUGGAAAAUGUUCUUCAAUUUGGUAUAUCUCUAUACAUGCUAGCCUUAGAUGGUUAGCCUAUUUGGCUUUUAGCAGGCAUCUCAACCAGAUCAAACAACCACCUUUGAACAGCAGCAUGAUCAGGUUGGUGAAAAGCUGACCAACAUAGAUUCGGAAAAGAAACAGCAGGCUCUGUCAAUGGCUCAUAGCAAUACAUGCUGUUUGGAUGGCUCCAGAUCAAUUAUUCAGGAUCAACAUAGCACAUCACUGAAUUCUAGUGUAAAUUAAGAGGUCGAGGGAAGACCGCAAAAAUCACUUGAUAAGAAAAUGGAGUACCAGAACUUGUUCAUACACUGUAUUACACUGCUUCUUGACUGUUCUGAGGACAGAUAUGGCCAUGCUUGCACUAUCUACAAGUGCCUUAUGCAGUGGCAGCCAUUUGAAGUUAAGAGGACUCAAGCUAUUGAGUGUUAUUAAAGCCCCAAGAAAAUGAUGAUAAUAUCCUAUUGGCUAGCUGAUACAUCCACUCUGUUGGUGCUGCUCGAACAUACAUUGCAAGCUGGUGUACUUUUGAAUAAUAACGUACAGGCAGUCACAUUGGCUACUCUAUUCCAUAGAAUGACACGGCUAUCAGGGAACCCCUCAAGGAGUUAAUCUUUCUCCCAUCAGUGGAUUCAGCUGGCAUGCUGAAGGCAAAGAUCCAGAUUCUCUGUUCGAUUAGCAGCUAAGUAGAAAAGAUUUAUGGACUAAUCUGUGAUGAUUCUGCUUCUGGGGUUCUGCAUAUCAACAUUGUUCAAUACGACUAUACAAACGUAAAGGAGGACAUAAGAUGUGAAGUUACCUGAUGCAUUUUGAUGUACUUCAACGACUGAUUUAGGCUUCGACAUUAUCCAAACCAGGCAUACUAAACGAGACUGCUAACACACUCACCAAUGCUGCUACUCAGGAAUUUCAAGUGCUCAUUAGCAACAUGUCAAGAGCCUUCCUAUCUAUCUGAACAUACUGAAAUCCAACCAUGAUUGUUGCUGAUAAAUUGCAAACUGGGGAGAGACCAGAUGUGUCAAUAAACAUAUGUCAACCUUGGAAUGCUUGUAGACUUGAGAGAGAAUACUCUAAGCACAAUUUUGCUACAGAAAUUUUUUACAAUGGUUUUGAGCACACUUUUGUAGCAUAAUCAAAUCAAAAGGUUCAAUAAACAAUCAAUCAGCUACAUCUGUAUACAAAACUCGUUGAUGUCAAUUAUCAUGUGUCUGUUUAGAGGAUUUGCCACAAGUUAA